AUGGUUGGAGUUAUGGAUAAAUUAAUUGUGUUCAUAAUAAUUUCAACAAUACAAGUUUGUCAUGGAUUCAAUUCGAAAUGUUCUGUAGCAACUCAGCCACAUGCUACUGAGUGCAACAAAUAUCUGAAAUGCAUUAGCAAACCUAUGAAAUCUGUGACAUGGAUAACAUUGAAUUGUCCUGAAGGUUUGAUUUAUGAUAAAAAUUUGAAAUCUUGUGCAAUUCCUGAUGACAAAUGGGAAUGUUUAAGUGACAGUGAAGAUGAAAUCACCAAUGAUGACGAAAAUGUUUAUGGGAUUGAAAACUUAAAGAUUAUUGAAGAUGAUGAAGAUGACAGUGAUGACUUUCUUGAAGUCAUAGAUGAAGAUUUAAAUCCCUCAGAAUAUCGAAGUAUUGACAGUAGUGAAGAAUCGAGUGGUGAUGGUGAAAUUUAUGAAGUUGUCACACCUUCAUCAUCCACAAUGCAAAUGAUAACAAAUCAACAACUUCAAAGAUUAACACAACUAAUGCAAACUCAAGCGAAUAAAAAUUAUGGGUUCAUAACUAGCGGUGAAAUUACUGCUGACGAUUUAAAUUCAUUUCUUUCCACCCAACAAAUUCAAUCAAAUUCACCGGAAUAUCAGAAAUUUAAUUUUCAUUCGAAUAGAAAAACUGCAAUGCCAGAAAAUGGAAAAAUUCAUCCGGAAAUUUUAAAUCAAAUUCUCCAACAGCAAAAUAAGAUUAAAGGUGGAUUGAAUUAUUUGACAACUUUAUCGAUGGAUGCAACAACACCGAAAUCAACUAGAAAUAAGCCAGUUUUAUAUUAUAACCGUGACCCUGUCACUGAAAUUAAACUCAAAAGUGGGCAAUCGUUAGAUGGCCUUGGAUCACAUCAGAUUGUUGUUAACCGUCCUGAAGGUUCUGUUUUAUUUAACGUUCCAACGCCAAUGGAAAACAAACAACAAUCACCACAUUUAUCAGAAGACAUUCUCAAAACAAUUCUCGAAAUUUCCAAGCAUAUGGUGACACAAAAUCAUCAUCAAAAACAAGAUCACGCCGUUUCAUAUGCACCACAACCAUUUUAUUAUGGAGUUCCAAUUCCCUUCCUAUCACCACAAAACAAUGGUCAGAGUUAUUAUGAUCACAAUUAUCGGAAUAAUUUAACGGAGAUAUUAAAUUCUUUGGUUAAAUCGAAAUCAAAACCCGACACGGUUGAGACAGUUUCAAUGAAUUUUCCACCGAAAAUAAAUCAGAAAGCUGAUAUUGUCACGUCUCCUGAUAGUUAUUACAAUCAUUUCCAAAAUUAUCAUCCAUCUAAUCAACAACAAAAUUACGGGCAAGGUCAAAAAGAAAGUUAUCAAAAUUUUAUAAAUAAUCAACAAAGAUUUCCAUCAAAUCAACAAAGUUUUAUGCCACAACAAGGGUUUAUAAAUAACAAUCAACAAAGCUUUCUAAACAAUCAAAGACCACCCGGACACAAAUCAAAUCCAAAUCAGUUUUAUCAAAAUUAUCCAACGAUGUAUUCAAGUGACGCUUCUCCACUCCAUCAGCAAUUGUCACCUUAUCAAUCUUAUCCCAAUCCCAACAAGAAUCAUAACACUGAUUCGCUGAACUACAACAACCAACGCUAUGACUUUGAUAGUGCAUACUAUGGAAAUAGACCAUUCGUGCCUGAGUCAUCAGCACCUUCUUAUGUGGAACACGAGAUACGACCGAAACCAUUUCAAAAAGAAAGUUACGAGACGUCGUACGAAAAUUACGAUGAAGAUGAAAUUGAUGAAAGAUUCUAUGAUGAAGAAGAAGAUUUUGAGACGCCUACAAAGAAGUCAGAGAAGGAAGAAUUAAUUUGUACUCCCGUGUUACAAAGGCAAGCUAACAAAACAGAUUGUAUGGGUUACUAUGUUUGUAACUCGAAAACGAAAGAAGUUUUAUCGUACACGUGCCCGGUGUUUACGGCAUUUAACGAUUUGUCAAAAUAUUGUGAUCAAUCAUCUUAUCCCGCUUGUAAGAAAGUGAAAGAUCGCGAAAGUAGUUCAUAUCAUAAUCAAAUGAUUUUCGAUGAAGCAACAAAAGCACUUGAACAAGUGAAAAAAGAAUCGCAGAAAGUUGAAAGAAUCGCGUCAAUGGUUCGACAAGAAUCGGAGAAGAUUUACAAACGACGUCAACAGUAUCAACCAAUCCCACCCACACAAUCCUCACAUUCCAACAAUCAACAUUACACACAUAUUCAGAGGAUUCCCAAGCCUAUUGUGACAAAACGUCAACGUCCAACAAUGAAGCAGACAGUAAGAGUUCCCGUGUCGCAACCGAAGCCACAACGAAAACGAAAACCUUUACGAACGAAGAAGAAGAAAGUGAAAUGUUAUGACACUGGAAACAUUGUUGAUCCUGAGUCUCCAACCUCUUAUUGGCAUUGUUUUAGAGGUGCUGAUGGUAGAAUGAAGAGAGUUAACAGAAAAUGUAAUGCACAUUUUAUUUUUUGUUCCAAGUCAAGAUUUUGUUCACCUCCAGGUCGUUGUUAG
This is a messenger RNA of Clunio marinus, 2499 nucleotides long. The record is from the annotation of a GenBank genome assembly. Lineage: Eukaryota; Metazoa; Arthropoda; Insecta; Diptera; Chironomidae.